UCCCAAACAAAAUAUUUUCCACUUUUGUUUUAGUUACUGUUGUCAGCAUAACAGCGUUGUUAACACUUUAAAAAUGGGUACCGAUACAAUGGGACAUGUAAGAGAUAAUUAUGAAAAAAGAAAAAGCAAAGUUAGUUCUUGCAAUGAUUUCGCGUUCAAGCCAAUCGCUUUUACAAGAAAAUUAGAUGUUGGAUCCCCGCCUAAAGCUGGAGCCUUUACUCACAAGCCACUUAAAUGUGAUACUCAGUUCAGAAUAUUUUAUGACCGUGGAGAUUUCCCUGUGGCGUUAGAACAUGAUAGCAAGGGAAACAAAAUUGUUUGGAAAGUUGAUAUUGAGAAGUUGGAUUAUCACCAUUACCUCCCACUCUUUUUCGAAGGUCUAGCAGAAACUGAACAUCCAUAUGAAUUCUUUGCCCGGCAAGGUGUACAUGACCUACUUGAGCACGGUGGAAACAAAAUACUGCCCGUCAUACCUCAGCUUAUAAUUCCUAUAAAGUCAGCACUUAACUUGCGUCAGCAUAAAGUUUGCUGUACAGUUCUCAAAGCUAUUCAACAUUUAGUUGUUUCUGGUGAAAUGAUCGGGGAAGCCCUUGUACCUUAUUACAGACAGUUGUUACCAGUCAUGAAUACCUUUAUAAAUAAAAAUAAAAAUUUGGGAGAUGGAAUCGACUACAGCCAGCAGAAGCGAGAGAACUUGGGUGAUUUAGUUCAUGAAACUUUACAGAUACUCGAGAUGCAUGGUGGAGAAAACGCUUUUAUUAAUAUCAAAUACAUGGUACCAACCUACGAAUCAUGCGUAUUCCAGUGAUUUGAAGUGUUGUCAAAAUGUUGUGUUUAUUACUAUACAGAUCAUAUUUUGUAGACUGUAGUUUUGUAAUGACUUUUAUACUUCGAUUUAAUCACCUUCCGUCAGGUGCUGACCAAAUUUUUGGUAGUAAAUAUAAAUAAUCUGUAGCGGUUAUCCUGGUAUAUGUAAAUUUUUGUCCCUUCUACUCAUGAACUACCCCU
This is a messenger RNA of Trichobilharzia szidati, 1008 nucleotides long. Lineage: Eukaryota; Metazoa; Platyhelminthes; Trematoda; Strigeidida; Schistosomatidae. The record is from the annotation of a GenBank genome assembly.